Molecule: messenger RNA, 1531 nt
Organism: Dermatophagoides farinae (American house dust mite)
Lineage: Eukaryota; Metazoa; Arthropoda; Arachnida; Sarcoptiformes; Pyroglyphidae
Product: NDP-glycosyltransferase YjiC
Molecular function (GO): UDP-glycosyltransferase activity
Source: RefSeq, a predicted model, not a curated record
UAUAAAUCAUUUUUUUUGGAUUCUUUCCGUGAUUAAAACGCCAAGAAUGUCUCCAACAAUUAAUACCAAUAAUAAACGAUUGAAAAUUUUUUUCUGUUCAGUUGAUGGUGUUGGCCAUAUAAAUGCAUGUAUUGGUAUGGCACAAGCAUUAGCCAAACGUGGUCAUCAGAUUUAUUUUCUCAACAAUCGUAAUUUUAUCUCUUUAUUCGAAAAAUUUGGUUUCAAUGAAAUUGUUCUUGGUCUUAAAUCUGCUGCUAGUGACAAAUCAGCUGAAAAUAAAGUUAUUGAUGAAAAUAAUCAUCCAGUUAAAGAUGUUGAACUCAAUGACAUUUUUGCUGAAUCUGGCUUAUUGUCAGGUAAAUCAUCUUACGACCAAUUGGAUCUUUUUGACCGAAAUAAAAAUGAUCGAUUCUUUUGUGAAACCAUGUACAAUGAUUUACGGAAUAUACAUGAAGAAAUGGCUAAUAUUAUUGAAAAAGAAAAGCCUGAUUUGAUCAUUGUCGAUUAUCCAUUAGUCGCUCCUUGUAUUGCUUAUGGUAAAAUUCCAUGGGCAUUUUCAUGGAGUGGCAAUCCGAUUCCAAUUUAUCAUUCAGAAAAACUUCCUCCAUUCACAUCAGGCUAUCCAACCUACGAUAAAACUGGAUGGGCAAAAUUUAAAGCAAAAUAUGAUCAAACAAUUGAGCUAUGCUUUGAAUAUUAUCAAAAUUUAUUGAACGAGGAAUUCGGCGGGCCUAAAAUUACAUCUCAAGGCUUUUUUAUGCUAUCACCUUAUAUGAACCUCUACGGUUAUCCUGAAGAAUUGGACUAUACAGACAUUGUGACAUUACCUGAUAAUUACAUUCGGGUGGAUGCAUUCUGUCGUGAAUUAACCGAAACAUUUAAACUUCCUGAGGAAUUCAAAGUACAACCAAGUGAUAAAUUGAUCUAUUUAUCAAUGGGUUCGAUCGGAAGUUCUAAUGUUCAGCUAAUUCGUAAAAUUACUGCAACAUUGGCCAAAACACCAUACAAAUAUAUUGUAUCAAAAGGGCAACAUCAUGAACAAAUUGAAUUACCAGCGAAUAUGUGGGGCCGUGCAUAUCUACCACAGACUAAAAUCCUACCAUUGGUUGACAUGGUCAUUACACAUGGUGGGAAUAAUACGGUUACAGAAACAUUUUAUUUUGGUAAACCAAUGUUAGUCAUGCCAUUGUUUGGUGAUCAAUUCGAUAAUGCUCAACGCAUCCAGGAAAAAGGUUUUGGUUACCGCAUCAAUUCACAUCAUUAUGUUGAUAAUGAAUUAAUCGAAAUGAUUCAUACGAUACUUGAUGAUAAGAAAAUGAUUGAAAAAUGUUGCCAAGCUGGUGAACGUUUACGAAGAUCUGAUUCAAAACAGAAAGCAUGUGAAAAAAUUGAAUUACUUUUACAACGAAUUUCUUUUUAAAUUUAUAUUCAUCAACAAAUUUAGAGAUAUUAAAGUUGUCACAAGCGUCAGAUUUUAUCUGUAUUUGUUCAUUUUUCUUUUAUAUUAAAAAAUAAAUCCAAUAGUUACUGA